GGCCGGAGCCGCCGCCGCCUGGCACCGGGGCUGCGCGGCGCUGGCUCGGGGCCGGCAGCGGGCGAUGCUCCGGGGCUGGGCGCGGGGAGGCUGGUGCCGGGAAGAUGCCGGUGAAGAACAGGUACAACCUGGUGGACGAUGGCUGCGACUCGCGGGUCCCUCUGCACAACGAAGACGCCUUCCAGCACGGGAUCCACUUCCAGGCCAAGUACAUCGGUAGUCUGGAUGUGCCGAGACCCAACAGCCGUGUGGAGAUUGUAGCAGCCAUGAGACGGAUUCGGUAUGAAUUCAAAGCAAAGAACAUCAAGAAGAAGAAAGUGAGCAUCAUCGUUUCUGUGGAUGGGGUGAAGGUGAUUCUGCGCAAGAAGCAGAAGAGAAAAGAAUGGACCUGGGACGAGAGUAAGAUGUUAGUGAUGCACGAUCCUGUCUACAGGAUCUUCUAUGUGUCGCACGACUCGCAGGACCUCAAGAUUUUCAGUUACAUUGCAAGGGAUGGCGCCAACAACUCGUUCAGAUGCAACGUUUUCAAAUCCAAAAAGAAGAGCCAGGCCAUGCGGGUGGUGCGGACAGUGGGCCAGGCCUUCGAGGUGUGUCACAAGCUGAGCCUGCAGCACGCACUGCAGAACGCGGACGGCCAGGCGGACGGCGCCAGCGACAAGUCUGUGGAAGAGCAGCCUCUAGAAGUUCACCAGCAGGGAGGAGCCAAGAUAGUGGAUGUUGAUGAGGCUGACGUGGACUCCGAUGGCAUCGUCCUGUCUGACAGGGGGACUGAAGAGUUGCCGUCCCCCAUGGGGGAGCUGGGCAUCCUGAAAUCCGGACAGAUCUUAACAGACAAGAGCUGUCAGGAUGCUGAAAACUGCUCCAUCUACCCCUCCGUGUCCCAGCAACUGCUGAGUGCAAGCAGCCCCUCCUCCUCUGCCUCGGCAACCCCGCUGGCCUCCCAGCACUGCCUGCAGCUCCUCCAGCACCAGCUACUGCAGCAGCAGCAACAGACACAGGUGGCUGUGGCACAGGUGCAGCUGCUGAAAGACCAGCUGGCUGCCGAAACAGCCGCCCGCAUCGAGGCUCAGGCCCGGGUGCGCCAGCUGCUGCUGACCAACCGCGACCUGCUGCAGCACGUCUCUCUGCUGGUGAAGCAGCUGAAGGAGCUGGAGAUCAAGGUGCAACACAGGCAGCCAGUUGACAGAUCCUUGCAGAACCUGUCCCUGGCUCAGUCCCUGUCUCUGAACCUGAAGAACCAUUACAGCCUGGAAAUCAACCUGCCCUCCACCUCCACCCCAGCCAGUGUCCUGGGCAGCCCACUGGCCCCUGGCUCGCUGGCUCUGCUGAGCACCAGCGCCUCCUACCUCAACCUCCUGAGUCUGGAGAAAGGUGGCAGGGACCCUGUCGCCACGGACGGGGACGAGCGCCUGGUGGUGCUGGAGGGGCAGGAUGGUCUGUACCGGCGGGUGGAGGGCUCCGAGGUCAGCGACCAGGCUCUGCUCAAUGGCGGCGGCAGGCAGAAGGCAGGCGACCCGAGCAGCAGAGCAGAGGACGAGAGGUCGCAGCAGCCCAUCCCCAAGCUCAACCCCCCUCCGCCCAUCCUGCGGAAGAGGUCGAGCAAGACGUCCCCGAGCCUGGAGGUGGAACCCAAGCCUGAGAACGCUGCUCCCACGACGCUGCCCAGCCCCAACGCAUCCAGUCUCACCAACGUCACCACCCGCUCGCUCACCAGCACGGAGUUCGAGUCAGACGCCAGGACUCCUGCCCCAGGCACAGAGCUCUUCCCCAACCAGGGGGCCCGGCCGGCAUGGGGCGAGAACAGCCAUGCGACCCCCAUGUCUGGCACCUACCGUCCUUCGGAAGGGGCCCCUGCACCUGGCGAGAUGGCUAGCAAGAACCCAGCGAGACACCCGGCAGGCACAGCCUGCACCAUGGACAGCACCUUGCCGUUCUCCUCCGCGGGCACCGAAACCUGCUUGCACAUCAGCUUCUCAGAGGAUGAGCUGCUGGAGAACGAGGUGGAUGAGGCCAGGGGACUCAGCAGGGUCCCUGCUUAGCCCCCAGUUAACUGGCAAGCUGUGCCGGUGCCAUCAUUACCCGGUGUUAGAAUUUAAAUUGGCACAGACUUCGGGGUAACUAGAGUUCUUAGUACUUAGCCCAGGAAGCAGGUUGCUUCCCCUGGCUUCUCUGCAACACGUAGCAGCCAGGCUGGUUUCGUAACGCCCUCCCCAACAGGCUGCUGGGUGCUACAGGACGAGGCCAGGUUAGUCCAAGCCCCUCAAACCGUCACAGGCCGUGGGCUGCAGACCCCACUGUGCAACAGACAUUGGCUUGGAGAGCAGAUGGUAGAGUGCUGCUCCAACCGUCCUCCAAACCCCCAGGUGGCCGAGGGCCUCUCCUCGUCCUGCUCCGUGCACAGUCCAGUGACACACGCAGCAGGGUGCCUCUCGGAAACGCUGCUCCGCUGCUCUGGGAGGGUGGUGCUCAUUCACUGCCAUGACUCACUGCCCCAGUCAUGGUCGGCUGCGGUGUCUGCCAGACAGCGCCAUCCUCCACCCAGUGAGCGCCACACCCCACCUUGCCAUUCCCACGGCUCUCCGGCUGGGCUGCUGUACCGCUGAACGUGCCUGAAUGGCUGUGUGGCCAGAGCAGGUGACUCGUGUUUACCCCGGCCAGAGGAGGCAAGUCCGUUCCAGUCCGUGUUUGCUCCUUUGCUGCUGGGGCCCAGGUCUAGCCUCCCCCCCCUUCCCCAGCACUGGGGCCUGACUUGUGACAAGCGUUCCCCAAUGCUGUGCAGUGCGAGUCUCUUGGCUAUGGGUAUUAGAUCCUGCCUAGUGAGCCCCAAACAGAACAGGGGCCCAAGUGCAAAUCCUCAGAUGCUCCACUCCUGACCCCUUGGGAAUGGAAUCAGCUUUGAUAUGUAUUAGCUGCUGGAACAGGAAACUGCAUCGCUAGGGCUGGGAGCAGGCAGAGCGGGACGGGGUGCUGGCAGGCUCUUUGAAACGCCCAAGGCAGCCCCAGCUGCGAAGCGGGAGGCUAGGCUAGAGAAUACCACUGGAAGCUGUCCGGGCAGGGGUGGGCAGAGCACAAGGACCCUGGGUUGAUUAACAAGCCAAGUCCACCGGUCUCCCCGCUCCGCAAAGCACUCUGCAUCUGACGGGGACAGCCGGUCCAGGAUGUGGCCCUGUUACGCUGGUUCCAGGUGUCUGUUCCCUUCUCAUACUGAUCCCCCUUGGCUAAUGGGACAGGAAGAACAGCCACCAUUUGGUAGGGGGAUAAAUAGCUGGGUACAGACUAGUUCAGACGCCUUUCCCAAGGCUUGAGAGUUCACGGUAUCCCCCCAGCAGAGACUGGGACCAUCCGGUCACUUCUCUGGCUUCAGGACCCAUCUAAGGGUUUGCUUGGGAGUGAUGCUGAUGCUAAAAAUCCAUUGCCCUUCCCCCAUGGCCAGACCCUCCUGGGAAUGGAGGGGCAGGAGGCACCUGGCUUCAUGUGUAUUUGGCCACCAGACCCUCCCAACCUUGCAGCCCAGCUUGUAUGCACCCUGGGGAGUCUGCUCCGAGCACCUCACCAUGCAGUGUUGGCUUCCAGCUUCCCCGGUGCACUCUGUGGAAGCAACUCCUACUCAUCGAGUUCGGCCGUGUUCCCACUGGUUGCUACAUGGGAGGAGCUCAGUGCGGUGUGACUCUGCUCUCUCUAGUGCCCAGGCCAGGCCAGCUCGGAAGUGGGGGGCGCUCACCCAAGAAGAUCAGUGGUGGCUCGUUACUCGCCCCAGACGCGUUCAGGAGAAGAUCACAGCAGCUGGGUAGUCUCGGCUUUCCCUACCCCGCCCGCUCCUCUUCUGCCCAAGCUGUGCUCUUAUGCGCAAACUGCUGCACGUUCUGACCGGGGGGGAGGGAUUGGUCCAAGGUUUGUGCGAUUUACCAGGUUAUGGAUCAGUUUUUAGGAGUAAUGAAAUGGGGGGGCGGGGGUUGGGGGCUGCCCGUAAUGUUAAUGCUGCAAACGGGUACCCUAGGCCCAGGGCCGGGUUAGGUGCAGUUUAGACAAGGUGGGGUGAAGCAAAUGUACCCCCGCCCCCGAAUGAUUGGUGAAAGCUUCUGCAGGUUGGGGUAAGGGAAGUGAGCAGGCUGGUGUGUUGCAGAUGGAUGGGCCGUGCAGCGCGGGGCAGAGGAGUUAGAGCAAGGCUUAGCUAUCACUUCAUGCUCCCAAGGGCUAGGCACCACAGGGGCCCUCCUUUAGGCUGGAGGGAGACUCACGCAGUGCCCAGCCUUGUGCGGUCUGCCCAGGGUGACAGUGCCCUGGCUGUGUGCGUGCAGGUGCUUGAGGAGGGGUGUGUGCGGGUGAUCAGCAGAGGGGAGGACUAAGUGUGGCAGCUGUUGUUAGAUCCAGGGGAUGGAUCGGCCCGCACAGCUCUGGUGACGUGUGGACUCUACAGCUGGGAUGUAUUUCAGUCUGCUAGGAAACACACUGACCUUGUGCUGAGAAAACAGGCGUGUAGGUGCAGUUUGUUACUGGACUUCGAAGGAAAUAAAGGCUGCGUCCUGCUCUCCUGGGGCCGUGGGAUUUCCACGCCGUGCCCUGUGGCCGGACAAGCGGCCGGGAGCCGGCGCUGUAAUUACAGAUUUGUUUUCCAUGGGUGCGUGUGCCUAGUAUGUUUAUUUAUUUUAAAUACCACAGCCUGGAAAGCCCCUCGUUCCACGCUGGGGACAGGGGAUCUGCCCGCUGGGACUCUGGCCCCUAGAAGCAACGACAGAGCCUCCCAUCCCCAUGUCAACCUGCGGCAUCACUGAGGCCGUGUCUACACGGGGAGCACUACACCAGCAGAGCUGCACUUUGUAGUAAUAUCCCGACCCCCGCCAGCCUGGGACAAACUCCGCUGUGCUAGCGUGUGGGGGCUAACGCAGGGACGGCGGCCAGCACAGCCGUGGGGUCGGGUCAGCUCUCUCCCCCUCACCCAGCACAGCGGUGGCAGCAGAAGGCUGUAGCAUAAACCUGGCCCUGAAUUGCUUAGGCCUGAGUCGCCCUUGGGGCACGUCCAGUGUAGACGCUGCAGGGAGCAUGGUCCAUCGCCUCUAGCGAGGUACAGCCUCGGGGUGCUGGGCGUGCAAAGGGCAGGCCUGGUGCGUCACCUCGUGGUGACAAUUGGUAUUACACUCAGCAAAGACCCCGAGCCCUCCCCUGCUCAGGGAUCGGUCCUCAGAGCACGGCUCAGCAGGCCGGGGGUAGCUUAGACAGGGCUGGUGGCAGCAUGCAGUGGGCUGAACAGCUGGGGAGCAGCAGCUGCUCUCCCGGACACCAACGGACCCACAACGAGCCCCGGGGGGUGAACGCAGAUGAUCGUGGAACCAAAUCCUGCAGGUUAAAGCCAGCCCAUUUUCCACCCUAUCGGUCUCCGCCGACUCCACGCUGGUUCCUGCUCCUGGCUUGAGCGGGCCAUAAAGCUGCUGCUCCUGGCUAGGCCCAUGCCCUGCCUAGAGCAGGUGUCGCGCAGGCUCUCGCUAGUGAUGCUGCUCCACUUUUGUUAUUGGUACCUUGGCGACCUACCUUUGGGGAGCCUGAGCAUUGCCACACAGUCCAUGGCGCAAGCAAAGAGGUCAAUAUGGGGCAGGAUGUGCAGUGAGGUGACCUGUCUCCGCCCAGGGAGGUGCAUGGCCAGAAACGAAGAGCCAGCCGGGUCCACAACCGUCCCACCCUCAGCACUACACCCUUGCUCUCCGCACAGCAGAGAGGGGGCUACAGCAGCCUGCCAGUCCCGCCGAGCGAGCCCAGCUCUGUCCUGCAGCAUGGACUGACCCCAAGCACUUCCCAGGCCAGUGUCAGCCGGAGUGAACUAUCCGGUCUACUUCAGCAGGCGUCACCUCGGCUCUGAAUUCAUCCGACGUCCACUCAAUGGGCAACGCCUGGAGACCUGCUAUGGCCCAUUGUUAGGGAAUCACAGGCCCAGGUGUAGGCCUCAUUUUGACAUGUCAGUAGUUUGUGGUGAGCCACGGUAGGAGGCUCACACGUCCUAAGGGGCAAAAGUGCACCGAACUCUUACAUGCUGUUGACAACCUGCCUCCCACCCUCCCCCGUAAAGGGCCAGUGGCCCCCGGCUCCACCCCUUCCAAGAGCUGUUUUUGGCAAUAAAAAUGAAGUGGAACUUUGUCAGAUUCA
Malaclemys terrapin pileata is the source of this 6135-nucleotide messenger RNA. Its product is annotated as carboxyl-terminal PDZ ligand of neuronal nitric oxide synthase protein-like. The transcript has 11 exons. NCBI's taxonomy places the organism in Eukaryota, Metazoa, Chordata, Testudines, Emydidae. Gene Ontology annotation, molecular function: nitric-oxide synthase binding. The coding region runs from base 105 to 2039 and encodes 644 amino acids. The record is from RefSeq and is a predicted model, not a curated record.